Messenger RNA from Elgaria multicarinata webbii, 3970 nucleotides. RefSeq names its product phospholipase C beta 2 (gene PLCB2). Gene Ontology annotation, molecular function: phosphatidylinositol-4,5-bisphosphate phospholipase C activity; calcium ion binding. The transcript is spliced from 32 exons. Gene Ontology annotation, biological process: release of sequestered calcium ion into cytosol; lipid catabolic process; phosphatidylinositol-mediated signaling. The record is from RefSeq and is a predicted model, not a curated record. NCBI's taxonomy places the organism in Eukaryota, Metazoa, Chordata, Lepidosauria, Squamata, Anguidae. The coding region runs from base 1 to 3651 and encodes 1216 amino acids.
AUGUCAGUGCUUACCCCUAUCCUGACCCCUCCUAAGGUGAAGGACUACAUGACCAGAGGUGAACGCUUUAUCAAAUGGGAUGAUGAUUCCACAAAUGCUUCUCCUGUCAUUCUACGGGUAGAUCCAAAGGGAUUUUAUCUAUAUUGGACCUUUCAGAGUAAGGAAAUGGAAUUUUUGGAGAUAACAAGCAUUCGAGACACUAGAAUAGGGAAGUUUGCCAAGAUGCCGAAGAGCCAGAAGCUCCGAGAGGUUUUCAAUCUGGAUUUCCCAGACAAUAACUUCUUACUCAAGACAUUGACAGUAGUUUCUGGUCCUGAUAUGGUGGACCUCACCUUUCACAAUUUUGUCUCCUAUAAAGAAAAUGUUGGAAAGAGUUGGGCAGAUGAUAUCAUGGGCAUUGUUAGGAAUCCCUUUGCAUAUAAUGCCUGCCGCUACAGCUUCCUGGAAAAAAUAUUGGUGAAGCUGAAGAUGCAGCUGAAUUCUGAGGGGAAAAUUCCUGUUAGGAAUAUUUUUCAAAUGUUUCCUGCAGACCGAAAAAGGGUAGAAGCAGCGUUAAGUGCUUGUCACCUUCCGAAGGGGAAGAAUGAUGGCAUCAAUCCAGAGGACUUUCCUGAAGCAGUGUUCAAAACAUUCCUGAUGAACCUAUGCCCUCGGCCAGAGAUUGAUGAGAUAUUUACCUCACACCAUUCAAAAGCCAAGCCGUACAUGACCAAGCACCACCUGACAACAUUUAUCAACAAGAAACAACGAGAUUCCCACCUCAAUGACAUGCUUUACCCUCCUGCUAAGCCAGAGCAAGUGCAGGGUCUCAUAGAGAAAUAUGAGCCCAGUGGGAUGAACAUUCAGAGAGGACAGCUGUCUCCAGAGGGAAUGGUCUGGUUUCUGUGUGGGCCGGAAAACAGUAUAGUAUCACAGGACAAACUGUUGCUAUAUCAGGAUAUGAGCCAGCCACUCUCUCACUAUUUCAUCAACUCAUCUCACAACACCUACCUGACAGCUGGGCAAUUUUCAGGCAUCUCAUCUCCUGAAAUGUAUCGCCAGACCCUGUUGGCUGGCUGCCGCUGUGUGGAACUGGAUUGCUGGAAGGGACGUCCUCCGGAUGAGGAGCCCAUCAUCACUCAUGGGUUCACCAUGACUACGGAAAUACUGUUCAAGGAUGCAGUUGAGGCUAUUGCAGAAAGUGCUUUCAAAACCUCUCCCUACCCACUGAUUUUGUCCUUUGAGAACCAUGUGGACUCGCCCAAGCAGCAGGCUAAGAUGGCUGAGUACUGCAGAACCGUAUUUGGGGAUAUGCUGCUGACAGAACCACUGGAAAAAAAUCCUCUAAAACCAGGAGUUCCACUGCCAAGCCCACAGGAUCUCCUGGGGAAAAUUCUGAUUAAGAACAAGAAGAACCAGUUUACCCCUGGGGAGAACCAAGAUGCUCUGAAGAAAAGGAAAAGUCUAGAGGAUGAAGUAACUGACCAAGCCACACCAAUAGACAGUGAUAGCCCAGACAGGUCAGAUGAGUCGACUGAAGAGGUACCUGAAGUGGAAGGAGACCUUGGAAACCUGGAUGAAGAAGAGAUUAAAAAACUGCAGUCUGAUGAGGGCACUGCAGGUCUGGAAGUGACAGCUUAUGAAGAAAUGUCCAGCCUGGUUAAUUACAUCCAACCCAUCAAAUUUGAAAGUUUUGAAACCUCAGCACAGAAGAAUCGAAGUUACGUCGUUUCCUCCUUCACCGAGCUGAAGGCAUACGAGCUCUUGAGCAAAUCGCCCAUCCAGUUUGUAGACUAUAACAAGAGGCAGAUGAGCCGAAUUUAUCCCAAGGGCACUCGGAUGGACUCUUCUAACUACAUGCCUCAGAUGUUCUGGAAUGUUGGCUGUCAAAUGGUGGCCCUUAACUUCCAGACAACAGAUGCUGCUAUGCAGCAGAACAUGGCUGUCUUUGAAUUCAAUGGGCAGAGUGGCUAUCUCCUCAAACAUGACUUCAUGCGUCGCCCAGAUAAGCAAUUUGACCCUUUCUCUGUGGACCGCAUUGAUGUGGUUGUGGCAAGCACUCUGUCAAUCACAAUAAUUUCUGGCCAGUUCCUCUCAGAACGUAGUGUGAGGGCAUAUGUAGAAGUGGAGUUAUUUGGGCUGCCUGGUGACCCAAAGCGCAGAUACAGAACCAAGCUGACACCGAAUGCCAAUUCAAUCAACCCUGUCUGGAAGGAGGAUGCUUUUGUAUUUGAAAAGAUUUUGAUGCCUGAGCUGGCUUCUCUCAGGAUUGUGGCUUUGGAGGAAGGAGGAAAGUUCAUAGGUCACCGCAUCAUUCCCGUCACUGCUGUGCACUCAGGCUAUCACCAUGUUUGCCUUCGUAGUGACAGCAACAUGCCACUUACGAUGCCCUCACUCUUUGUCUACGUGGAGAUGAAAGACUAUGUUCCUGACUCGUGGGCAGAUCUCACCAUGGCCCUCUCCAACCCAAUAAAGUUUUUCAAUGCACAUGACAAAAAGUCAGUGAAAAGCCAAGAGGCUAAUUCUGAGAGGCCCGACUUGCAAAAGAGUCUUUCAACUGCUCAAAAUACCAACGGGACCCCUUAUGCCGCAGGAACCUAUAGUAUUCCUCCUUCAAAUGGACCUGCAGGAGCCUUGGCUACAGGGAAAGAAGAAACAAUGAAAGAACCUGCAAAAGGAACUACAGAACCACAGACGGCUAGCAUUGAAGAGCUGCAGCAGAUGAAGACUUUUGGAAAGCUGUUGAAAAAGCAAGAGAAGGAACUGAAGGAACUGGAGCGGAAGACUACCAAGCGCAGAGAAGACUUAUUGCAGAAAUAUGCUGUGCUUUUCACGGAGCUGGUGGCCCAGGCUGGCAAAAAGAAAGCGCUGUACCCACCAAAAGCCACCAAAAAGAAAAGUUGCAAAAGGUUACCUUUGGAUGUCAGCAGUGCAGCUUUACUUCCUGUGGAGAUGGCAGAGAGCCCGGACCACAAAGUCUUGGAGCUGAAAGAGAAGCUGGAGGAAGAACUAUUCCAGCUAGGGGAAGAGCAGUAUGAUGGGAUUCGGAAGAAGAAAGAGCAGCAGGCCACAGAGCAAAUUGCUAAAAUAAUAGAACUUGCAAGAGAAAAGCAAGCAUCUGAGCUGAAAGCACUAAAGGAGACAUGGGAAAGUGACACUAAGGAAAUGAAAAAGAAACUAGAGGCGAAAAGACUGGACAAAAUCCAGACCAUGGCUAAGAACACAACUGACAAGUGUGCCCAAGAAAGAUUGAAGAGAGAAAUCAAUAAUACACACAUUCAAGAAGUAGUACAGACAAUCAUGCUGGUGAAUGAAAAGCAGGCAAAGUAUCAAGAAAUACUGGAAGAAAAGCAGACGAACUCCCUAGAAAAGAUCAAGGAAAAAGAAAACCAGCUGCAGCAGGAGGCAUUUGCAGAGUAUGAAGAGAAGGUGAAAGCUCUCGGCGCAGAGGUGCAAGAUUUAGUGAACGACUGUGCAAAAGUCUGUUUCCCUCUGGAAGCUGACAAGACAAAGGAAGAGGCCCGAAGCACUGCCAGUGAGGGAGACCAGGGCCUGGACCAAAAGCUGCAAAAAAACACCCUGAGGCCCGAGGCUGUUGGGUGUGAAACUCAGAUGGCUGAGAAUGCCGUAGAGGAUGAAAUAUCCACGGAUACCCAGGAGAGCAGAUUGUGAGUCUCCACAUGACUCUUUAAGGAUCUCUUAAAUGACUCAUUUUGUUUCCGAUGUUGCAGCUCCAUAGAACUUGAUGGGGUGCCUCCUAUUGCAGUUUCACAGUCUCCCUGAACGCUUGGAAAUUUUUAUCUGACAAUUUAGAUCACUUUGCAUCUCCAUGGAAGUUUCUUACUCUCGGUGAUCAACAGGUUCUGUAGCAAAGAUAUAGCGCUGAAACAGACUCGUUGCUGUCAUCAGACGAGCCCUGCGGGAUCACAAGAACGGGUCAAGUAGUGCAGCAUCCGGUUCCCCUUAGUGGCUAGCCAGUAGGGGUGUGCAA